This is a messenger RNA of Nymphaea colorata (pocket water lily), 1491 nucleotides long. RefSeq lists its product as uncharacterized. Gene Ontology annotation, molecular function: glutathione transferase activity. The coding region runs from base 12 to 1208 and encodes 398 amino acids. The record is from RefSeq and is a predicted model, not a curated record. The transcript has 7 exons. Gene Ontology annotation, cellular component: cytoplasm. Lineage: Eukaryota; Viridiplantae; Streptophyta; Magnoliopsida; Nymphaeales; Nymphaeaceae.
GCUUCUAGAAGAUGGCCCCCACCACCAUGUUGUCAGGAAGAGCGGCAGUCCUCCUGGAUGAUUGGGCGUUGUCUUUUCUUCCUAUCCCCUUCACCCGUUCAAGAGCCUCACCUGCCAAGAAGCUCUUUUUCGUCUGUUCAAUCCUUCCUCCCUCGCUUACCGGCCCAUAUCGGUUCUCUUCCGCUUCUUGCUAUCGCUCUUCCCAGUUCUCUUAUAGAAGUAGGAGCGGAAUGGCUCGGACAGCAAUGGACGAGACAACAGAUUCUGGUGCGUUCAACCGAUCACCUUCGACAUUCCGUAAUUUCAUUUCUAGAGACAAGUCCUCUCAGUUUCCUGCAGAACCGGGAAGAUAUCAUCUAUACAUAUCAUAUGCAUGUCCAUGGGCAUCUAGGUGCCUUUCUUUUUUGAAGCUCAAAAAGCUUGAGAAGGCUAUUAGUUUCUCGGUAGUCAAAUCUAAAUUUGAGAGGACUAAGGAGAGUGAUGAGCAUAUGGGGUGGGUCUUCCCUACUUCUGGUUCUGAAGAACCAGGAGCUGAACCAGACCCUCUAAAUGGGGCCAAAAGCAUUAGGGAAUUGUAUGAGAUAGCUAGCAGCAACUAUGGCGGAAAGUUUACGGUACCGGUUCUUUGGGAUAAGAAACUUGGAACAAUUGUGAACAACGAGAGUUCAGAGAUAAUAAGAAUGUUAAACACUGAAUUCAAUGAAUUUGCUGAAAAUGCUACUCUUGACCUCUAUCCUUCUCAUUUGCAACCCAAGAUUGAAGAGGUCAACAAAUGGGUGUACGAUGCUAUUAAUAAUGGGGUAUACAAAUGUGGUUUUGCAAAAAAACAGGGUCCUUAUGAAGAGGCUGUUGAAACCUUAUAUACAGCACUAAAUAAAUGUGAGGAUAUUCUAAGUAAGCAGCGGUAUAUAUGUGGAGAUACUCUGACUGAAGCUGACAUAAGAUUGUUUGUCACUCUUAUUAGGUUUGACGAGGUUUAUGUUGUCCAUUUCAAGUGCAAUAAGAAGGUCUUACGUGAAUAUCCAAAUCUGUUCAAUUACACAAAAGAUAUCUUCCAGAUAUCAGGGAUGAAGGAGACUGUGAACAUGGGACACAUCAAGCGCCAUUACUAUGGAAGUCACCCUUCAAUCAAUCCAUUUGGAAUCAUCCCUGUUGGUCCCAACGUCGAUUAUUCUGCUCCUCAUGAUAGGGACAGAUUUCCUUGUUAGGUCACAUUUGGAGGCUAUAUUUAAAGCACUACUAGUCUGCUAAGAGAGCACAUCAAGUGAAAGGGAAAACAAGGUCAUACGCUAAAGUUAUACUUCAAAACAAACAGCUGCAUUUGAGCCCACAUUAUUGUAGGUGCAGCAAUCGACAGUUUGUUUUUUCUUUUUUUUUCCCUGUUAAAUCAUUGAUCAAACCAUUGCUUGUUAACCGUUAAUCCUGUUGGCUGUGAAAAAUUUUGCAAUCUCAUGCUUAUCUGAAAAAUUGUAUCUGCACCCACACUUGCAC